Arabidopsis thaliana (thale cress) is the source of this 3113-nucleotide messenger RNA. It is a transcript of the gene PIP5K2, whose product is annotated as phosphatidylinositol-4-phosphate 5-kinase 2. Gene Ontology annotation, biological process: phosphatidylinositol metabolic process. The record is from RefSeq and is marked reviewed. The transcript is spliced from 8 exons. Lineage: Eukaryota; Viridiplantae; Streptophyta; Magnoliopsida; Brassicales; Brassicaceae. Gene Ontology annotation, cellular component: plasma membrane. The coding region runs from base 284 to 2548 and encodes 754 amino acids. Gene Ontology annotation, molecular function: ATP binding; 1-phosphatidylinositol-3-phosphate 5-kinase activity; 1-phosphatidylinositol-4-phosphate 5-kinase activity.
UUUAUUUCUCUGCUUCUCUCUUUUGCUCUGUCUCUUUAUCCUUUUUCUUUUGAUGCUUCAUUCUCUCUUUUCUUUUUUUUCCUCUGUAGCGUUUCUAGGAAUCUCUCUCCAACGUUUAGGUUUCUUCUCAGAUUUAGAAAGUUUCUUCUCUAUCUGAAGAAUUUUCAUUUCGAUUUCGCUUCUUCCUUCACCCUAAUCCGUAAUCGAAUGCCAUUUCGAAGAUUGUGUUGAAGAGUAGAGAGGAAGAAGAAGACUAAGAAGCUAGGGUUUCUCUGAUGAGUAGAUGAUGCGUGAACCGCUUGUUAGCGAAGAAGAAGAAGAAGAAGCUACUGAAGUUUUACUAGUGGAGAAGACGAAGUUGUGUAAGAGACGAGGAGACGAAGAAAAAACGGAAGAGAGAAGAGACGAUUUGUUGUUACUAGCUUUAACGCCGAUGGUACGAUCGAAAUCUCAAGGAACUACUCGGCGCGUCACUCCCACGCCACCUCCUGUUGACGUGGAGAAACCGUUACCAAACGGAGAUCUCUACAUGGGAACGUUUUCCGGCGGGUUUCCCAACGGAUCCGGUAAGUAUUUGUGGAAGGAUGGGUGUAUGUACGAAGGCGAGUGGAAACGUGGUAAAGCGAGUGGUAAAGGCAAGUUUUCGUGGCCGAGUGGUGCGACUUAUGAAGGAGAGUUCAAAUCUGGGAGAAUGGAAGGAUCUGGGACUUUUGUUGGUGUUGAUGGUGAUACUUAUCGUGGCUCUUGGGUUGCUGAUCGGAAACAAGGUCAUGGUCAGAAGAGAUAUGCCAACGGAGAUUACUAUGAAGGUACAUGGCGGCGGAAUCUUCAGGAUGGGAGAGGGAGAUAUGUUUGGAUGAAUGGGAAUCAGUAUACAGGAGAGUGGAGAAAUGGUGUGAUAUGUGGUAAAGGUGUGCUUGCUUGGCCUAAUGGGAAUAGAUAUGAAGGUCAAUGGGAAAAUGGUGUUCCUAAAGGAAGUGGUGUGUUUACUUGGGCUGAUGGAAGUUCGUGGAUUGGUUCUUGGAAUGAGAGUAGUAAUCUCAUGAGGAAUUUCUUUGAUGGGAUUGAGAAGAAUGAGUUGAUUGUUGCGACUAGGAAGAGAUCUUCGGUUGAUAGUGGCGCUGGAAGUUUGACUGGGGAGAAGAUUUUCCCUAGGAUAUGUAUUUGGGAGUCUGAUGGAGAAGCUGGGGAUAUUACUUGUGAUAUUGUUGAUAAUGUGGAAGCUUCUGUGAUAUACAGAGAUAGGAUUUCUAUUGAUAAAGAUGGGUUUCGUCAGUUUAGGAAGAAUCCUUGUUGUUUCAGCGGUGAGGCUAAGAAACCUGGAGAGACGAUAUCUAAAGGGCAUAAGAAAUAUGAUUUGAUGCUCAACCUGCAGCAUGGAAUUAGGUACUCUGUCGGCAAACACGCUUCCGUUGUUCGAGAUCUCAAACAGAGUGAUUUUGACCCAAGUGAAAAGUUCUGGACAAGGUUCCCACCGGAGGGUUCUAAGACCACACCACCGCAUCUAUCUGUGGAUUUCCGCUGGAAGGACUAUUGCCCUUUGGUGUUUAGACGGCUUAGGGAGCUAUUCACGGUGGAUCCUGCCGAUUACAUGCUAGCUAUCUGUGGAAACGAUGCCCUUAGGGAAUUGUCUUCGCCUGGAAAGAGUGGAAGCUUUUUUUACUUAACUCAAGAUGACAGAUUUAUGAUCAAGACGGUGAAGAAAUCUGAAGUCAAGGUGCUUCUACGAAUGCUUCCAAGUUACUACAAACACGUCUGCCAGUAUGAAAAUACACUUGUGACUAGGUUCUAUGGUGUGCAUUGUAUCAAACCUGUUGGUGGCCAGAAGACUCGGUUUAUCGUUAUGGGGAACUUGUUCUGCUCCGAAUAUAGAAUCCAGAGAAGGUUUGACCUUAAAGGGUCUUCCCAUGGACGGUAUACCUCCAAACCUGAAGGGGAAAUUGAUGAGACCACUACUCUUAAGGACCUUGAUCUCAAUUUUGCUUUCCGUCUUCAGAGAAAUUGGUACCAAGAGCUUAUGACGCAAAUUAAACGCGACUGUGAGUUCUUGGAAGCUGAAAGAAUAAUGGAUUAUAGUCUUUUGGUUGGCGUUCACUUCCGUGAUGACAACACAGGAGACAAAAUGGGGUUAUCUCCAUUUGUAUUGAGAUCUGGUAAGAUAGAGUCAUACCAAAGCGAAAAAUUUAUGCGUGGUUGUCGGUUCUUGGAGGCGGAACUUCAAGACAUGGACCGCAUUUUAGCUGGCAGGAAACCAUUGAUUCGAUUAGGCGCAAACAUGCCUGCAAGAGCAGAACGAAUGGCGAGAAGAAGCGACUAUGAUCAGUAUUCCUCAGGAGGGACCAACUACCAAUCUCAUGGAGAGGUCUACGAAGUGGUUCUAUAUUUUGGAAUCAUUGACAUUUUACAAGAUUACGACAUAAGCAAGAAGAUCGAGCAUGCUUACAAGUCUCUACAAGCUGACCCGGCUUCAAUCUCUGCCGUUGAUCCCAAACUAUACUCAAGAAGGUUUAGAGAUUUCAUCAGCAGAAUCUUCAUCGAAGACGGCUAAAAUGAAGGUCUACUUAUAUUAGCCCCAUCAUUGAAAGGUCAAACCUAAGCUCCUCGCUUUAUACCUCAGAUAAAAAAGAGGCUUGAAGACCCUGCGGCAUUAGGGGCAAAAGGGUAAUUGAAGAAGGGCGGAAAUUGAUUUGGGAUUUUUUCAAUUAUAAUAUUUGAGAAUGAACUGAUCAAACAAAUUUUGGGUGGGGGAUUACUUAUUUUUGUUUUGGAGGGUGAGAGGAAGAUAUAUGUCAUAUGUGAAUAUAGAUUUGUGAAGGAGAAGAAAAGUACAUAGGCUUAGAGAAAAAAAAAAUGGGUUUGGCAGAUUUGGAAAUGCAUUGGGAAUAAGAUAAGUGUACAAGAUUAAUGAAUAGGAUGGGUGUUUUAUUUUAUUCCCAUUUGCUAUAUAAUUUCCCAAUGUCUUUUUAUUUGUUUAGAGUUCAUUUUGUGAUGGAUGAAGUAUUUUUUAAAAUUGAGACAAAAGAAAAAGCUAAAGAUUUUAUCAAAAGAGGUCCCAUAUUCCCAUGGGAUCCCUCUUCUUCUUCACCAUCCUUUUCACGUCUAAAGAUACUUUG